Molecule: messenger RNA, 429 nt
Organism: Schistocerca cancellata (South American locust)
Lineage: Eukaryota; Metazoa; Arthropoda; Insecta; Orthoptera; Acrididae
Exons: 1
Coding region: 1-429 (142 amino acids)
Source: RefSeq, a predicted model, not a curated record
AUGGGGAAAAUGCAAAUAUGGGAAAAACGCAAAUAUGGGAAAAACGCAAAUAUGGGGAAAACGCAAAUAUGGGGAAAACGGAAAUAUGGGGAAAACGCAAUUAUGGGGAAAACGGAAAUGUGGGGAAAACGGAAAUAUGGGGAAAACGCUAAUAUAGGGAAAACACAAAUAUGGGGAAAACACAAAUAUGGAGAAAAUGCAAAUAUGGGAAAAUCCCAAAUAUGGGAAAAUCGAAAAUAUGGGAAAAUCGUAAAUAUGGGACAAUCGCAAAUAUGGGGAAAACGCAAAUAUGGGAAAAAUGCAAAUAUGGGAAAAACGCAAAUAUGGGGAAAACGCAAAUAUGAGAAAAACGCAAAUAUGGCAAAAACGCAAAUAUGGCAAAAACGCAAAUAUAGCAAAAUCGCAAAUAUAGGAAAAACGGAAAUAUGA